AUGGACUAUACGACGUUUGGAGUUAUGCUGUUAGCAAAGAAAGAAUCGAAGGAAAGCUGUGCAUGGAUUGGUGAACUGAGACAGCGAGAUGAAUACAAACAGGAAUGUGAGUAUAUCGUUCAACCGUGUGACAAUAACUGUGGAGAUAAUGUAAUGAGGAAGGACAUGGACAAGGAGAAUGAGUGCAACCGCCGGAUGUAUCCUGUUUCUUGUCCUCAUCAUUGUGGAGUGCUGAUUGCUAGGGAAUGUAUGAAAAUGCACACCAGUAGAGAGGGCGAGUGUCCUAACGGUCCUCUACAGUGCGAUUUUGCAUCUGUUGGAUGCCAAUUCAUUGGGACCGAAGCGAAAUUACAAAAUCAUUUAGAAAGAGACACCAUGAGUCAUCUUAGCCUAGCUAUGAAAUCACUGUAUAAUGUCACAGAAAAUUUGGCAAAGUCAGAGAUGAAGCAGCAAGAGACAGAAAUGAAACUUGUAAGAAUGAAAGAUACUCAGCUUCAGUUCCAUGCAGCAUCACAUCACAGAACAAUUGGCAAAGUCAGAGAAGAAGCAGCAGGAAACGGAAAAGAAACUUGA
Messenger RNA from Corticium candelabrum, 573 nucleotides. RefSeq names its product TNF receptor-associated factor 3-like. The coding region runs from base 1 to 573 and encodes 190 amino acids. Gene Ontology annotation, biological process: tumor necrosis factor-mediated signaling pathway; protein K63-linked ubiquitination. The record is from RefSeq and is a predicted model, not a curated record. The transcript is spliced from 3 exons. NCBI's taxonomy places the organism in Eukaryota, Metazoa, Porifera, Homoscleromorpha, Homosclerophorida, Plakinidae. Gene Ontology annotation, molecular function: zinc ion binding.